This is a messenger RNA of Penaeus indicus, 2963 nucleotides long. RefSeq lists its product as uncharacterized. NCBI's taxonomy places the organism in Eukaryota, Metazoa, Arthropoda, Malacostraca, Decapoda, Penaeidae. Gene Ontology annotation, cellular component: cytoplasm. The transcript is spliced from 5 exons. Gene Ontology annotation, biological process: signal transduction. The record is from RefSeq and is a predicted model, not a curated record. The annotation marks the transcript as partial.
GAGAGAGAGAGAGAGAGAAAGAGAGAGAGGGAGAGAGAGAGAGAGGGAGAGAGAGAGAGAAAGAGAGGAGCCGAUCCCGUACCCAGCGAGCCCGACCUCACGCCCCUCUCCCCCCGCAGCUACCAGUUCCCGACUAUGCAGAGCAUCGCCGAGGACCUGGUGGCCAUCCUGGACCAGUUGAAGGUGAAGCUGGUGAUCGGGCUGGGCGAGGGCGCCGGGGCCAACAUCCUGGCCCGCUUCGGCAUGGCCCAGCCCGAGCGCUGCAUGGGACUCAUCCUCAUCCACUGCACCUCCACCACCGCCGGCGUCAUGGAGCACUUCAAGGACAAGAUCAUCUCCUGGAAGCUGAACAACGUGGGCAUGCAUCCCACUGCUGAACAGUACCUCAUCUUCCACAAGUUUGGCCACCAACUGGACACUGCCGAGAACAAGGAGCGCCUCAUCAAGGAGUACCAGGACCGCCUCCAGAGCAAGAUCAACCCCAAGAACCUCCGCAAAUACGUCGAGGCUUUCCUCAAGCGCUCCGACCUGUCUGGAAAGCUGGAGUCCAAGCUGACCGUGGAGACGCUCCUGGUGACCGGCGCCAAGGCGUCCCACGUCCACACCGUGCACACGAUGCACCAGAGCUGCAACAAGCAGAAGGCCUCCCUUCUCAAGAUCGACGACGUCGGAGAUGUCCUGGCGGAAUGCCCUGAGAAGUUCGCGCAGUCGCUGCAGCUGUUCUGCAAGGGCCUGGGCGUGCUGACGUCGCUGCCCCUGAGCGGCGUGGAGCGCCAGCGCACCUUCAGCGGCUCCUCCACCGACGAGGAGAACCGCCCCCGCCGCCAGCGCACCAUGAGCAUGGAGGAGUACGACACCCCCAACCUGAGGCGCUUCUCGUUCUCGUCCUCCCCCCAGACGGCCGCCAACUAAACGCAGUCCGGCGCAGCCGCGGCAGAGAGAGAGAGAGAGAGCUAGUUAUAAAUACGUUUUGGUAGAGAUGGUCCUAACGUGAAUGAGCUAGUUGUUAUUUUCUUCUUGUUUUAUGUUAGUACAGUAAACACAUGCACGCAUGCACAGACAUACACGGUUAAAAGCUACACAUCGGUUGAAGCAGAUGAGUCACGGUUACGAAAGGAAUCUUAUGGAUGAAGGAACGAAAAGACUUGUACAUCUGCGUUGUGAUGCCACACUUCAAAGACCAUCUAACACGGACAACACUGAGAGGCCUUCUAUAUAUUCUGCCUACAAGGUCUUGACCCAACACCCUGCACCUGUUCCUCCUGCGCAUGCGUGCGCCAGGCCCCGCGGCGCCUCCUGUCGCGGGGCGCCCCCCUCCCUCGGCGGGGGCGGGGCUGGCACUGGCACUCGGGGAACAGCUGCGUUCGGGGGCGCUGUGCGAGUGCACCCGGAGGGGGGGGAGGGCCACCGUCAUCCUGGGAGCCAAGAUCAACGACUAUCGACGCGGAUGUCUCAAGGAAAGAAUUAAAAGAGAAAAAACAAUAAGAGCAGGAUGUAUAAUAAUUUCAUAUAGGGAAAAAAUACUGAGACUGAUUUCAAGGUGUUAAUUUUGUUAGCAUUCACUAGUGAUAAACACAGGCCUUGUGUAUCACUUUCCACCGACUGCCGAGGGCGAGGGUAGCGGGCUUGAGUCUGAUUAGAGUCCCAAGAGAUUAGCCAAUCAUCCCAAUCAGCUUUCUUUCAGUCAGUUAGUAUGUUAGCGUCUUGCACUAUGCUUCAGUACAGUAUGUCAAAAAGGAAAACAAAACAAAAAAAGAGAUCGAACUACUGUAGACUAGUGAUAGUCAACUCUGAAGCUCAACAUGGCAUGAUGGUUACUAUGUAUAUAUAUACUAAAGGCAAUAGAAUUAUUGUACUAGCUGAGUUUGAUACCAAAUAAGGGCACGUUUGUCAGAACUUUAGGACAUUCAUUUAGUAAGUUUUUUUUCCUCCACACUAACAGGAUCCAGGGGGGGGGGACAACUGCACUGUCAUGUCACUCACGUCAUCACCUCAGCCAGCUUGUCAUCCUCUUGCUUCGAAAAACUAGGGUUUUUAUCCAUGGGUAAUAUCGGCCAGGAUUUCGCUCACAGCUAGGAUGGAUAAACGAGAGCGCUGGAGAGGCUUAUGUUCAUGUUUGCUUUUGAGAGGAAGAGGAAGAAAGAGAGAGAGAGAGCAUCGUAUGUGUCUCCUUUUUAACAACCUGAUUUGCGUGAACUUGCUCAGAAGUUACUUGCUCACGUGCCUAACGCACCUACAUUCAUUAGUCUCAUUAAUUCACACAUUAAUAUCCGCAGUGUAUAAUGAAAGAGCGUCAUCAAAGCUAAACAUUUAGGAUCUGAAGUGCAGUUGCCCGUCGCCUGGAUUCUGGACGUGGACAUAAACACACUAGGUAAUGUUAUAUCAUCUGUCUCUUUAAAAACAAGGACCUCCGAUAUACAUUUGUAAUACUUUUAUUUUUAAAAUCCAAUACGGCCAUUCCAUUGAUAUGAAGUCAGAAAAGUUAAAAAACAUGAAAGAAAUGCCAGAAACAGCAACUUUUAUAACUCACCUUGUUUAUAAACAGACAGAAGUGAUAAGUAUCCUUUAAGUAACAAUCAGCUAAUCUAGAUGCGUUGUUGACACACUUUCUCUUGACGAGGCAACGGGAUUGUCUCGGGAAGGAACCACAUCUAUCACCUUUUGCUCCUUCAGAAGCUUAAAGACACAUUAAAGACAUAUUCAGACGUUUGUCAUGAUGCCAGAGGACACCAGUUACAUGUUACAUUAGGUUGAUUUUACUUUGCAAUUGGUAAAGGUUCAACAAAAAGUGAAAAGGUUGAUUUUUUUUAUUUCAUUUACUGUUUCUGUUUUUGUAUUAGAUAUGUAAUUUUUACGAGGGGUAUCAAACAGUGUUAUUUAUCAUAAUGUGUUUCGAAUGAAAUGUACAAUAAUCACAUGUAAUACAUAUUAAUACAGUAUUUUUAAUAAAGUACAUAGACGAU